AUGGCGGAAGUUGAGUCUCUGUCUCAGUUGAAGAACCACCCGAAUAUUGUCAAUUUGAAACAAGCUUUCAUGGAAGUUGAUGGCACGGCUUCCCUUGUCUUUGAAUUCAUGGAGGGCAACAGUAGAGGCUACCCAGAUGAGGAAUUAGGUGGGCAAGAGAAGAGUAGAACUACCCAAGAGAAAGGGAACUCAAAAUUGGACUUUUAG
Molecule: messenger RNA, 207 nt
Organism: Prunus armeniaca (apricot)
Lineage: Eukaryota; Viridiplantae; Streptophyta; Magnoliopsida; Rosales; Rosaceae
Source: the annotation of a GenBank genome assembly